AUGGAGUACCUCACGAAACAGCCCGAGAAUCUCUCGCCGCCACAGCGCUUCGGACGCUGGCUCCGACUAAAGCAGUACCAGAUCGAAGUCACUUUUGGCGUUUAUAUGUUUACGCCGACGGAAAAGUUCGCAUUCUGGUCUGUCGUGUUCCUCCUCUGCAGCCUCUUGACCAUCGCCGUCGUCCUCUACCUCCCGCAACACGUCCUCUUCAUCCUCAACCGGGCUUGGUUCUACGUCGUCGGCGGAGACAGCGGGUUCGCGUCCAACGUCGUCGCCGUCAAGAACGGCGCGCUGUCCCUCGCGACUUCGUUCGGCACGAAAACGCUAGCAGCCGCCCCUACGGAGGUGGCCGAAUCGAUGAGCCGGGAGCUGUGA
Molecule: messenger RNA, 375 nt
Organism: Durotheca rogersii
Lineage: Eukaryota; Fungi; Ascomycota; Sordariomycetes; Xylariales; Xylariaceae
Exons: 2
Coding region: 1-375 (124 amino acids)
Source: RefSeq, a predicted model, not a curated record